This is a messenger RNA of Macrobrachium nipponense, 4623 nucleotides long. It is a transcript of the gene Rrp5, whose product is annotated as protein RRP5 homolog. Gene Ontology annotation, biological process: rRNA processing. Bases 123 to 4535 code for a protein of 1470 amino acids. NCBI's taxonomy places the organism in Eukaryota, Metazoa, Arthropoda, Malacostraca, Decapoda, Palaemonidae. Gene Ontology annotation, cellular component: small-subunit processome; nucleolus; nucleus. The record is from RefSeq and is a predicted model, not a curated record. The transcript is spliced from 15 exons. Gene Ontology annotation, molecular function: RNA binding; protein binding.
AAGUACUACUACUAUUGCUACCGCAUGUAAAGUGAAGUAAGUGGCUGCCCAUGUGUUUAUGGAAUAAUGCUGAAAUUUAUUCUUCUAUGAGACUAUAUUGAUGCUAAACGCAAGCAGGAAGGAUGGCUGAAAAAAAGGAACGAGAUUUAUUUACGGUGAAAAGAAAUAAAUCUCCCAAAAAGUCAGAAAAGAGGAAGAAAGAACCAGAUGAAGACCAUUCGGAAAUAAAGAAGCUGAAGUUAUCAGAUGAAGUACCAGUCUAUUUAGAACCUCUGACAUACCAGAAUUUGCCUCCUGGGCUGGUCACCAUAGGUUGCAUAAGCAAUGUUACAAAAUACGAUUUAAGUGUGAGUCUUCCUUUCAUGAUUUAUGGAAGAGUUCCAAUAACGCGAAUAAGUCAUGCAUAUACUUCUCUUCUGAAGAAGGUAACAGAAUCAGAUAAUGUUGUUGGAGAUCAAGACGAAGUCUUUUCCCUAGAAUCUCUCUUCAAGAAAGGGCAGUAUGUGGUUACGAAAGUAGAGUCUGUUGAGAAAGCUGAGCACAUGCAUAAAGUGAACCUCUGUCUGAUACCCCAAGAAGUGAAUUUUGGUGUUGCUGCUUCUAGACUUCGAAAAGGUGUAUUGUUGCAGUGUGUUGUAGCAAGCAUCGAAGACAAUGGAUAUGCUAUGGAAACAGGCAUUUCAAAUGUAAAAGUAGCAUUUUUGAACAGAGCACACGCUGAAGGUGCAGGGAUUGUUGGUGUUGGCAGUGUAGUGUGGUGUAUAAUUACAAAGGUGAAGACUACUGAAGAAGGGAAUACUGUGCAUCUCAAGUUAAGUGCAAUUCCCAAUGAAGUGAAUGAAGCCUCCUGUGAUGUCACAUAUACAGAUGACCUUUCUCUGCUUCUUCCUGGAACAGCCAUUUCAACAACUGUCACUAUGGUUAAAAAGCAUUACAUGAGGCUACUCUUGGCUGAAUCUGAUGGAAUUGUGGAUCCACAUCAUCUUCAGUCACCAUUAGACCAACUUGACAGUUAUGAAGUUGGUCAGAAAGUCAAAGUACGGGUGAUGUACAUAACUCCACUUUCAAGAGUAGUUCAUCUUACCUUACAGAGUAAGAUAUUCACAGAGAAGUCAAAUGGAGAGCUGCUGCAUGGCUUUAAUAUAGGAGAUAAAAAGAAAGGCCAAGUGAUUGAAAUUCAGAGAAAAGGCAUCUUUUUCAAGAUAGGAAAUUGCUGUGCAUUCUGCUUGAGAAAGAAUUUGAAUGAUAAGGUUACAUCAAUUGAACAGGAUACCCUUGAUUUUCCCAUUGGAUCUGAACAUGAUCUCUGUGUCACAUCUUAUCAUUAUAUGGAUAAAGUAUUUGUAGUUUCACCCCAGAAAUCCCUGCUAGAACAACAAUUUGUAGGCUUGUAUGGUGUGAAGGAGGGCCAGGUGUUGAAGGUAACUAUCAAAAGUUAUCAACCUGACAAGGCCAUUGUUAGUGUAGGCAAGAAUGUAGAUGGAGAAAUACCAUUUUUACACCUCACUGACAUGGCUGUGGAACACCCUGAGAAGAAGUAUGCUGUAGGAAGUCUUAUCACAGCAAGAGUGCUAGAAGUUGUACCAGAAAGGAAGCGUUUGAUUUUGACAUGCAAAAAACUUUUAGUAAAUUCAAAAGAAACUCUUUUAACUGAAUAUAAUAAAAACUUUGAGGGCACUCUUGCUAAAGGCUUCAUUGUUCAGAUCAAGUCUCAGGGAUUGCUUGUGAAGUUUUUUGGUGAUGUUAAAGGGUUUGUACCCAAAUCAAAAGCGAGUACAGAGCCUGAAGUUGACCUCUUUAAAAAAUUCUGUAUUGGGAAUGUUGUAAAAUGCAAAGUUUUAUUGGUCAAACCAGAUGAGAAGAGGAUGACACUCAGCCUCCUUUUGUAUAAGGAAAAUAAAGUGAAGACAGGGGAAAGCAAGGAAAAUAAAGUGAAGACAUGGGAAAGAAAGGAAAAUAAAGUGAAGACAGAGAGCGGUGCAGACGUUUGGACGCCUAAGGAUAAAAAAUCUGAAGGAUUGUUGAAUGUAGGAGCAGUAGUUGGAUGUUCUGUAUCCAAAAUUGAAAAAGACACCAUUAAAGUCAGAGUAAAACCUGGGAAUAUAAGAGCAGAAAUACCAGUGUGUCAUCUCUCAGAUGAGAAAAGUCAAAGCAAAGUAAUCAAGUCAGUUCUGUCUCCUGGAGAUAAGAUUCACAAUGCAGUUGUGUUCAGUAAAUACAAUAACAUUUACUUGUCAACAAAAAACAGUGUGUAUGAGUGGAUUUGGAAAUCUAAAUCUCUUGCUUUGGAAGCUGUAAAGGAAUCUUGUGUGUACCUAGGUGUUGUAUCUGAGAUUUUGCCCUCUGGCAUCAAUGUCUCACUUGCUGUUGAUAAGAGUGGUCAGACUGUAUUUAUCAAUUCAGAACUUCUGAGGAAUGCAACAACACUGGAGAACAAAGCAGAAGAAGAAAAAAACUUAAAUUAUACUGUUGGAGACAGUAUUAAACUGAAAUGCAAGGGAUUUGACGGUGAAAAUAAACCAAUCUUUUCCAUAGUAAAUAUGCGUCAAAAGAAAAAUAAACGUUAUCAGCUUCAGUCUUUGUAUAAGUAUCUCAUGUACCAAAAAAUUGUGCAGAAAAGUAUUUUAAAGAAAGGAUUAGCAAGUAGAGAAUUUGCAGAAACUGAAGUUGGAAACAAGUUAGAAGUUGAUGUUGUACAUGUUACUUCCCAAGGCCUGCUGGUGAAGAAUGAUGAUUAUGGUAUUUAUGGAAUAGUGUUGAAUGAACAUUUGCAACCUGGGCAAUAUUAUGGGAAAGGAAUCAGAGUGCCAGCUUGUGUUUUGUAUGUACAUAUGAAGGAAAAGUGUGCUGUACUUACAGUAAAACGUGAUUUGGUAGAUCAGUUGUAUGUUCAUGAAUUUUCUAAAGUUAAAGUUGGUCAGGAAGUUAGCAGUGAAGUUUUACUUACUCAGAAAGACUGUAUCAUAGUAAGACUGAAGUCUGGCCGUAAAGGUUUAAUUGCUUAUUUACCUCCAAAGAAGAAUGUGAGAAUUGGUCAGAGUCUCAGGGUAGUUGUACAGCAUGUUGAACAUAAGCUGGUGCUGUGUACAACCAAAGUGCAGAACAAACUGAAGUAUUUACCAGUAUUGCCUAGUCUCCCCAGUUUUCAGUUUCAAGUUCCAGAUGAUAUUUGCAAAGAAUACAAGAGCGUAGAAGAGGUUGACGAGAAAAGUGCUUUGGCAAAGAUUAAGAAAAUUAUGUCAUGUACUGGUACUGGACAGGGAAAACUUAGGAGUGAAACAAAAGUAGAUGUAAACGAGAAGAUACCUGAGAAAACAGCUAUUGGUGAAAAAAGCAAGGGAAAGAAUACAGCUUUGGUGAAGAAAGGCAGUAAGAAAAAGAAGACAGCUAGUGUGGGUGAUUCUGCUAAAGACAUUAUUGCCAUAAAGAAGGGACUGUGUGAUAAGGGUAGCGAUGAUAGUGGGGUGGAUGAAAAUAUGGACACUGAUGACAUAACUGAAGCUUCCUGGAGUAGUAAGCCAUGUUUGAAGCUUAGCACUGGUUUUGUUUGGAAUAUACCUGAGAUUGAAGAAAAGGGUGCUAGUUCAAGUGAUAGUGAAGACGAGGAAAAGGAGGAGUUGAAGAAAAAGAAACGGAAAAAACUUACAAGGGCUGAACAGGAGCUUCUGGCUAAAGAAGAAGAGAAGAGACUUUUUGAAUUGGAAUCUGCAAGGUUAGAAAAGGAACGGUUACCCCAAUCAGCCCUAGAUUAUGAAGAACUCCUUCAGGAGAGUCCAAACUCAUCUGCCAUAUGGAUUCAGUUCAUCAGUUUCCAUCUUGAGAAUGCAGAAGUAGAUCGUGCCAGGUCUGUUGCCCAGCGAGCAUUACAAGUAAUUAAUGUUCAGGAGUUUGAGGAACGCAUUAAUAUUUGGACUGUAAUUCUCAGGUUAGAAGUUUUAUAUGGGACUGAAGAAUCCCUCAGUAAAGUCUUUGGUGAAGCCUUGGCCACUAAUGACCCACUUAAAAUCUACAUAGCUAUGGCAAUGGUCUAUGCAGAAAAUAAUAAAAUCAAGGAAGCAGAGGACACCUAUUACAAAGUGACCAAAAAAUUUAGCCAAACUUUUGAUGUUUGGAUAAAGGCAGGUAUAUUUUUCUUCAAGAACAACAUGUUGGAAGAAGGGCGAAAAUAUAUGGACCGUGCAUUACUGUCCCUUCAUAAAAGUCAUCAUGUGAAUUUGAUCAAUCGGUUUGCUCAACUUGAGUUCCAGUUUGGGGAGAUUGAGAGAGCACGAACCAUGUUUGAGAGCCUACUGAGCAAUUAUCCAAAACGCAUGGAUAUGUGGAGUGUGUAUGUUGAUUUGCUGUGGAAAAGAGGAGAUAUAGAAGGUGCAAGGCAAGUUUUGGAACGCAUGACCAGUUUAAAGUUAAGGUUGCGACAAAUGCGUACAGUUUUCAAGAAGUUUCUGGAAUUUGAAAAAAUUCAUGGUACUCCUCAGAGUGUGGAAUCUGUUAAAACAAGAGUUAAAGAGUAUGUUGCUGCAUCACUUCAAGAAUAAUCUUAUUUACUAUGUUCUUCAGGCAUGGUUCUAAUUGAAGAACAAAAUGUAUGUAUAAUGGUUGCAUGAAUAAAAGGAAUGUAAAUAA